Messenger RNA from Struthio camelus australis, 707 nucleotides. Lineage: Eukaryota; Metazoa; Chordata; Aves; Struthioniformes; Struthionidae. The record is from RefSeq and is a predicted model, not a curated record.
AUGGCCCCAACUCCCCACGUGCCACCUGACUCCGUGGUGACCCCUGUGGUGGUGGUGGCUGGAGAGAGAAUUGCUGCAAACUGUCUCAAUGUAACAGAAAACUUCCUGCCUUUGAAAUGUGAUGCAUGUGCAGAAGUUUUCUGUAAAGAUCAUAUCCGAUAUGAUGACCACAAGUGUUGCUCUGCCUACAAAAAGAAUGUGCAGGUUCCAGUAUGUCCACUCUGUAAUGCCCCUAUUCCAGUACAAAAAGGGGAAAUUCCAGAUGAUGUGGUUGGAGCCCACAUGGAUAAGGACUGCAAAUAUAAUCCAGCUCAGCAGAGACAGAGGAUCUUCACAAACAAGUGCUUAAAGCCAGGCUGCAAAAGGAAAGAGUUGAUAAAGAUGGUCUGUGAACAGUGCCAUGGAAACUUCUGUAUAAAGCAUCGGCAUCCUCUGGAUCAUGACUGCAAAGGAAGUGGCCACCCUGUCUCCAAGGCUGGAUAUGCAGCUCUGAUGAGAGCCUCUGAAACUGCCUUCAAGUCAACAGGAGCAAUUGGGAUGCCCUCUAAUGGGAGUCCUCAGCACAACAGAUCCAGAUAGUGGAGGCUCUUCACACACCUGGAGCAAAACUGCCUACUUCUAAGUAAUUGUCUAAAGUUUUCUUUAUUUUUCUAUGGAAGUAAGGGUGGGUUACUUUUUUGUAUCUUUUGUGUUCAAUAAAUGCUGCC